UGACAAUUUUUCGCACGCUAUUCAUAAGCCUAAUGGUAUUGUCUUUUAAAUACAGAAAAAUAUUUGCUCCUUGGGGUAGUUCAUACUUGAUUGCACCCGUCGCCAGUCGGAUCGGUCGCUCAUCUUCGAAAGUUCCUUGCAGCGUUUGGAUGAUUUAGAAUGGUUGAACUUCAUCACGGAGACCAGUCUCACAUUGAAAAAUGUCGUACCGUCAAAUUCAACAUCGGAAAGCUUCGAGUAAACUUUAAUCCCGUAGUAACAGCAGGUUCUGCUUUCCUUAUCUGGGGGCUCGUGGUGUUUUGUCUCGUUGAGACCAAAGUCGCGGCUGCCCAUUUGCCCACAUGGACAAGAUGGGUUACCGAUAAGUGGACCUGGCUCUACAUCGGGACCCAAGACUCCUGGGCCGUGUUCAUUAUCGUUCUGUUCUUCUCAAAGUAUUCACAUCUCAAGCUUGCUAAAUCAGACGACGAAGAGCCGGAGUUUAGCGAUGGUUCAUACUUCAGUAUGCUGUUCGCUGCUGGGAUAGGUGUUGGGUUAUUUUACUUUGGAAUAGCUGAACCUGUGCAACACUAUCAGCCCGGUACUCCCGGCGAUCCUAGUGGCGUCUGGGGAAACCGCUUUCAAGGGAGGUAUUCUGACAACCAGCGCGUCCAGGACGCCAUCAACGUGACCUUGUUUCACUGGGGAAUCCACGGCUGGAUCGUCUACACCAUGAUUGGUUUGUUGUUGGGCUUCCUGUCUUAUCGCUACAACAUGCCCAUGACCAUGCGCACGUGCUUCUACCCGUUGCUAGGCGACAAGAUCUACGGCACCUUCGGCGACCUGAUCGAUAUCCUGUCGGUGGUGUGCACCAUGUUCGGCGUUUGCACGAGUCUCGGCGCUGGAGCGAUCCAACUCAACGACGGACUCAACCGGUUGAAUAAUAACAUUCCAAAGUCACGUGAGAGUCAGGUGAUUAUCAUCUGGGGAAUAACAGCGAUAGCCACCGCAUCUGUGAUCAGCGGCAUAAAGAUUGGUAUCCGUCGCCUGAGCGAGAUCUGUUUUGCCCUUGGGAUGUUUAUAUUCUUUGUGGUGUUUUAUUUUGAUGAUACCUGGUUCUUGCUGAACGUGUUCGUCCAGAGCAUCGGCUACUACCUGCAGUGGAUCGUGCAGAUUGGCUUCCACACCGACGCCUUCGCUCAACUUGGGAACGCCCCUGACGGCAAGCAAGCCCCAAAUUGGAUGAAUGACUGGACCAUUUUCUACUGGGGUUGGUGGAUCGCGUGGGCUCCCUUUGUUGGCGUGUUCAUCGCGCGCAUCUCGCGUGGACGGACCAUCAGGCAGUUCAUCACCUACACCCUGACCGUCUCCAUUAUCUAUUGCAUCAUGUGGUUCUCUAUUUUCGGCGCUAUCGGGAUCAAGAUGGAGCGCGAGGCGGAACUCGCGGGAAUCCAGUGCAACUCUACUUACGGUGGCGCUACUUCCAAGCAGUCUUCCGAUGGUCUGUUCCGUCUGUCCUGCCGCCCCUCUACGAGCAUGUGGUUUGACGUCAUGGAUCAAUACGGAGGAAUCGGACCUUUUCUCUCAGGAAUUUCCAUCGUCGGCCUCGUCCUCUACUUCGUUACCAGCUCCGACAGUGGCUCUCUCGUGAUUGACAGCCUCUCAGCCAAUGGCCACCCAGAUCCACCGGUGCUGCAGCGAGUGUUCUGGGCUCUGACGGAAGGCGCUUGUGCCACGGGCUUGCUGUGGACGGGCGGAUCAAAGGCGUUGAGCGCUCUUCAGGCAGCGUCUGUAUCAUCAGGUCUCUUGUACACCGUCAUCCUCAACUUCGUUUGUAUCGCUACAUGGCGAGCUGUCAAGUACGACACGGGGGACCUCGAUUUUGACGGACCGCGGUUUACUAUGGGAAUCUUCGAUAUCUUCUAUGCUCCUUCUGUCGGCCGGUUUAAAAGGCUUGCUAUUGCUGUUGUCGCCCCCUGGUGGCCUAUGGCAUACGCUGCUCAUAAGGUGGACGGAUCACGUCGCUGGCUCGUCAUGCUCACCAUCGCUGUCCCAUUCUACGGAUGGCUUCUCCUGCUGGCGUUACAUCCCCUUGAGGCCGGCUUAGCUUACAUCGGAUGGUCUAUUCUGAUGGGCUUUGUCGUCCUUGGCGCUGGCAUUCGUGGGAAGAUACGAGAGAGGUACUUCAUCAUCGGCAACAUGGCGGAAGACUUCUUCGCGGUUCUUCUCCUGUACCCUUUCGCAGCUAUACAAAUGCAGGAACACAUGAUGUUCUCUAAGAACCCGCACGCUGACCCAGGUCAAAGCCAUCCAUCUACAGCCAAUGGCGGGAUCGAUGCCAAAGUCAACGUGACCGUAGAUAUGAAUGGGCUGAACGGAAGCAAUAACGUGUUCUCAAGACCAUCUAAGCUGACAAGAGACAAUUUUUCAAUGACGUCAUAUCUUUAAGGGUGCUUUGAAUGUCUACCCGUGAUGCAAUUUUCUUAUAGCUAUAGUAGUCCCAAUAGAUGCAGGUCUGGUUAUAGUGAUUCUAACAUUUUGAUUAUAGAUAUACCACAAUGUUCCAAUGCAUUAUAACUUAUUGCACCCGCCUUUACUUGAUGUCACGACCAAGAUGUUAAUGUUAUUGCAAACUUUCUAACAAUCAUUGCUAAUAAGCAAGAUUCAUAAAAAAGGCAUUCAAUUAAACUACGAAUACACA
Molecule: messenger RNA, 2680 nt
Organism: Nematostella vectensis (starlet sea anemone)
Lineage: Eukaryota; Metazoa; Cnidaria; Anthozoa; Actiniaria; Edwardsiidae
Product: glycine betaine transporter 1
Exons: 4
Coding region: 160-2427 (755 amino acids)
Biological process (GO): nitrogen compound transport
Cellular component (GO): plasma membrane
Molecular function (GO): transmembrane transporter activity
Source: RefSeq, a predicted model, not a curated record